UAGAUCAAAAAUUUUAGCUCUUUUUUUUAUUUUGCGCCCACUUUGGACAAAAAAAACCCCAAGAAAAUGUAUUUCGCUUGGAACUCGCCUUUCACUCGACAUAGUUUAACUCUCCAAUUUACAAAUUGGUCUCUUUAUAUUAACCAUACUCACAACCUUCUUUCACGAAUACACUCACAAACAUGGGCAACCAGCACGAACACGGGGUGGCUAUGGACAACAAGCUCGACGUGAUCAGAACCCAGGCCGAUCAAGUGCGCGAGUUGGUAGACAAGCUACGCGAGCGGGUAGAGGAUGGCGAGCUGGCAACCGGCGACGGAAUCAGCUUUCUUGAAGUGAAGCACCACACAAUGCUUUCGUAUAUUUCAAACCUGGCAUACCUCUCUCUGCUCAAACUUCAUGGCAAACCCAUUGAGAACCACCCGGUUAUCUCCCACUUGAUUGAGGACAGAACUGUACUCGAGAAGAUGAAGCCUCUGGAGCAGCGGCUCAAGUACCAGAUUGACAAGCUGCUCCGUGGCGCCGUUGUAGCUGCCAAUGGCCCCAGCGCAGUUAUCAAGGCGCCUUCCAAGCUUCAUACUACCGACGAUCCUGAGAUGGCGCCUGCCGCCGAUGACAGCGCCAAGCUGGCUGCAGCAAUGCUGGGCGACGAUGCUCUGACCAACCCCUCGGCGUUCAGGCCGAAUCCUGGAAGCCUUGCCAAAGACAUCCGCAACGAGGAUGAUGAAUUGGCCGCGGAUGAUGGCGUGUACAGGGCUCCCAAGCAGGUGCCGGUGCACUACGAGGAGGAAGGAAACCUGGCGGCUAAGCGCGAGAAGGCCGAGCAACGCAUGAUGGAUCGCGCCUCACGCUCGCGUCUGGUUCGUGACCUGAUGACGCAGUACGAUGAUCGUCCAGAAUUGGCAUCAGCGUCGGGUAACCCUGCCAGGGCCCUGGUGGACACCCGCAUGGAGCGGCUGGCCGAAGAUGCAUCGCGCUACGAGGAAGAUAACUUCAAGCGGCUGUCGAUGGCGAAGAAGGAGCGCAAGGGUAUGCGCUCAAGAAUUGUUGAGCUCGAGGACGAGUUCUCGCAUUUGAACGACUUUGCCGGUAUUGCGUCGCUGCAAAAGGCGUCGUCUGGAUCUGCAUCGAAGGCCGCUAUUCUGGAUAGGCUGAAGCAGAAGAGGGAUAACGAGAGUCCGGCUGAAAAGGCUAAGCGCAGGAGAAGAGGCGGCCAGGGCAGCGAUGACGAGCAGGGAUUUGCGGCGAAGAGCAUGCACCAGAACAAGCGCGGCAAGUUCCAAAAGGUCAAGGGCGGUAUGAAGAAGCGCUAAAAACAUAUUUAUUUUGCAAUUGCUGUUCAAUAAUGG
Molecule: messenger RNA, 1349 nt
Organism: Kickxella alabastrina
Lineage: Eukaryota; Fungi; Kickxellomycota; Kickxellomycetes; Kickxellales; Kickxellaceae
Product: Sas10/Utp3/C1D family-domain-containing protein
Exons: 1
Coding region: 183-1313 (376 amino acids)
Biological process (GO): maturation of SSU-rRNA from tricistronic rRNA transcript (SSU-rRNA, 5.8S rRNA, LSU-rRNA)
Cellular component (GO): small-subunit processome; nucleolus
Source: RefSeq, a predicted model, not a curated record